Messenger RNA from Populus nigra (black poplar), 1002 nucleotides. Its product is annotated as light-harvesting complex-like protein 3 isotype 1, chloroplastic. The transcript has 3 exons. The record is from RefSeq and is a predicted model, not a curated record. The coding region runs from base 89 to 850 and encodes 253 amino acids. Lineage: Eukaryota; Viridiplantae; Streptophyta; Magnoliopsida; Malpighiales; Salicaceae.
UGGGCUCCUUCCCUGCUAUCUAUCCGCCCGCACAUUACUACCAAGAGAAACAACAAAGGAAAAGAAAAGUCUCUCUCUUUUAACAUCUAUGGCAUCCAUUUCCAUUUCUGCUUCAUUGCAUAGAACCUGCGGUUCUCAUCGUGUCACCAAAAAACAACGGCCUCAAGCAAGGACUGCAAGGUCUUUGGGAUCAAAGCACGCGACCCGUGCUGUUACUCUAAAUGUUGAAGGCCAAAGAGGUGUUGGCAUGUCUGAACAACAGGAGAAGCCUGCUUUAGCCACUGGUGGAUCAAAUAAGGCCAACGAUAAAUUGGAGAAUGGUUUGGAAACUAAACAUUCUGUUCCAAAAUUUAUCGAUGAGCGUUGGAAGAAAGGGACCUGGGAUUUAAACAUGUUUGUCAGGGAUGGCAAGAUGGACUGGGAUGGUCUUAUUGAAGCAGAAGCAAAGAGGAGAAAAAUUAUUGAAUUGUAUCCAAAUACAUGUACAAAUGAAGAACCUGUGCUCUUUCGGAGCUCCAUUAUACCUUGGUGGGCAUGGCUCAAAAGGUCAUAUCUUCCAGAGGCAGAGCUUCUCAAUGGUAGAGCGGCCAUGGUAGGAUUCUUCGCAGCGUAUAUUGUGGAGGGAUUGACAGGGCUUGAUAUGGUUGGCCAGACAGGAAACUUCAUUUGCAAAACCGUACUUUUUGUGACUGUCACUGGCAUAAUACUUUUUAGGCGAACAGAAGAUUUCAAAAACCUGAGAAAGCUGGUUGAUGAAGCAACCUUCUAUGACAAGCAAUGGCAGGCAUCAUGGAAAGAUCAAAAUGCACCAAAUACUGGUGCUUCUGAUAAUAAAGUAGACAAAAUGUAGCUAGACAGUUCAUAUGUAUCCAUCGUUACCCAAAAAAACAAAAGGGAAGACUGCAAUUAGUACUGUUUUUUUGUACCUCUUUCAAUGUCAAACAGCUGCAGCUUUUAUAUAUUUCUGAGUUCCAGCAAAGGAACCGGUUAGUUUUUCAGGAA